Anthostomella pinea is the source of this 1134-nucleotide messenger RNA. The record is from the annotation of a GenBank genome assembly. NCBI's taxonomy places the organism in Eukaryota, Fungi, Ascomycota, Sordariomycetes, Xylariales, Xylariaceae.
AUGGGUCUCUAUGCCGACAAUGCGCCAAAUCUGGCGGCUGCCGUUAUCACCAUUGGUCUUCUGGGAUACAUCUGCUACAUACUGCGAGUUAUAUGCAGAGUCCGCUACUCAUCAUGGGGGCUCGAAGACUGGGCCAUGACUAUCGCCAUGUUCCCAUUCACCGUGUUGACAGUAGCAUGCAUCGCAUGUGCAUUUACUGGCAUCGGGGCUACGAACCGUACCUUGGCUCUACCAGGAAAUGAGGGGUACGAAAAGCGCGGACUCUUUUGGUUCUUCCUUUUUGAGGUCUUCUACUGUGCUUCAGUUAUACCUGUCAAGAUGAGCAUUAGUCUCAUGUUGAUCCGGAUCGCCCAGAACCGAAAAUCAUUCAUAUGGAUGCAAUACGUCAUCAUAGGCAUGUUCACUAUAAUGAACCUGAUAGCCAUGAUGUAUAUCAUACUCCAGUGUAACCCGGUUGCUGCUGCUUGGGACACAAGUCUGCUCCAGAACGGCGGCAAAUGCAACGACAUGAAGAUUUUGGCUGAUAUCUACUACGCUACUACAGCAGUCAACAUCCUCACGGACUGGGUCACCGCCUUCAUGCCCAUCCUUCUGCUCUGGAAGGUGAAUAUGAACCGGAACUCUAAAAUAUCCGUUUCGUUCGUGCUGGGCCUGGGAUUCUUUGCUUCCCUCAGCGCAUGUAUACGCCUGAAGUACACCGUCGGCCUCACAGACGCCGAGAACUACUUGUUCGCAGUUAGUGACAUAGUCAUCUGGGGAUAUGCCGAGAACGGUCUUGGUGUGGCGGUGGGUAGCAUGGCGACCCUUAAGCCGUUAUUCCGAAGGGUAUUUGGUCUCAGCAAUGCGGACAGCGGGCCCGGCACGAAUACGUGGGGCGGGAGGAGCAGGAAAUACGCAUUUCCGCUCGACUCUCGCCGCACCUACGCCGAGGAGGACGGAUUCGAACUACCUUCCACGUCGACACCCCGUCCCGGUAAACACGGGGCUACUGGCGUAACAACGCAGGUCGGCGCCAGUCACGACAAGGACAGCUUGAGCCUGUCCGAUAGUGAGAGCCAGCGGAAGAUAAUGGGCGAAGGUCACGAGAGGAACAUUUAUGUUAGUCGGCAGGUCAACAUUACACACGAUGGAUAG